ACUAAAAAAAGAAAAGACUAUAUAAUACUUCAUUCCUAAACGUGCUACAUCCUACACCACAGUCUGUCAUCAUCGUCGUCUUCUUCUCUUUCAUCGUUUUUUGCAUCUUUCUCCCGCUUACCCUACAAUCUUCUCCUACUUCAUCUUGGCAAACUCGUCAGGAACAUGGCUUCCCCGAACGAAACCGACGAGUUUCCCAUUCUUCUUCCAGUUCCAGAAGCUCACAACAGGGCUUUCAACUCGAGGAACCGUAGCGUUUCCUUCUCUAAUUCAACUUCUUACUCCACUACUAACAGAGUGGUCGACUCAAGUACUGUUCCUUUAAGCUACACAGGCCCUCUUCGAAUGCAGAGAAGACCACCUCCUCCCUCUGUGCAAAUGAGUGGUCCUCUUUACUCUCCUCGCAAUCGUGAUCAGUCUUUCUUUCAUCCCUCUCCUGUUCAACCUCCUCCUGACUCUUCCUCCUCUUCCUCUUCCUCCUCUUCCUCUUCCUCCUUCUCUACCGUUGAUGUUCCACCUGAAGAAGAUGAUCAAUUCGUCAUGAGAAACGCAAAUCUAUUGAAGUCUGGACAGCUAGGGAUGUGUAAUGAUCCUUACUGUACUACUUGUCCUUCUUACUACAACCGCCAAGCUGCUCAGUUUCACACUAACAGAGUAGCUUCUGACUCUAGGUUCCACGCUGCUCUGUAUGAUGAUGCUAGAGGUUGGGCUAAGCGACUUGCUGCAUCUUUCCGUAGAUUGGUACCUGGAAUCAUGAAUCCUCAUUCCAAAUUCGUCCAAAUAUGGUCUCUUAUCUUAGCUGGUUCAUGCCUUUUGGCUAUCUUUCUAGACCCCGCCUUCGUAUUCCUCUUGUUAAUCCGAGAUGACAACAAAUGCAUCGAGAUCGAUCAGCUUAAGAGAAUCGUAUUUGUAUUUCUGAGAAGUAUUUCGGAUUUUAUAUUCUUCAUCAACAUGCUGCUUCAGUUUCGGAUGGCCUAUGUAGCUCCUGAGUCUAGAAUAGUUGGUGCUGGACAGUUAGUUGAUCAUCCAAGAAAAAUUGCCAGCAAUUACUUGCGAGGAAAGUUUUUUCUUGACUUGUUGAUAGUCGUACCUAUGCCACAGAUAUUGAUAUUUUCGAUACUACCUGCACACUUAGCCACACCCUGGUCAGAAUUUAAGAAGAACAUGCUACGUGUCGUAUUUCUAUUUCAGUACAUUCCAAAACUGUAUAGGCUUCUUCCACUUCUCUCUGGUCAAACACCGACGGGGUUCAUCUUUGAGUCGGCUUGGGCUAACUUUAUUAUUAAUCUUCUCACCUUCAUUCUUGCUGGUCAUGUUGUUGGUUCUUGCUGGUAUUUUGCAGGGCUUCAGAGAGUUAAGACAUGCUUGUUAAAUGCUGGGGAUUAUAAGAUGGAUGUACGUAGAAAUCUUAUAGACUGUGCUCGUGGGGAUAUCAAUGCAUCACAACGACCUCUUUGGAGAGCAGGCGAGAGUGUUAAUGGUUGUUUUCAAGAGGAUGGUUUUUCAUAUGGAAUCUAUUUGAAGGCUGUAAAUCUUACUACUAAACAUGAUAUCUUCGAAAGAUUCAGUUACUCUCUGUUUUGGGGCUUCCAGCAAAUAAGCACACUUUGUGGAAACCUAACCCCAUCUUACUCAGUGGGGGAGGUUUACUUUACAAUGUGGAUCAUUGGACUAGGGCUUUUGCUUUUUGCUCGGCUUAUCGGUAAUAUGCAUAACUUCCUUCAAGCUCUUGAUAGAAGGAGGAUGGAAAUGAUGUUGAGACGGCGUGAUGUGGAGCAGUGGAUGAGCCAUAGACUGUUGCCAGAGGAUAUAAGAAAGAGGGUGCGAGAGGCUGAGCGGUUCAACUGGGCUGCUACUAGAGGAGUUAACGAGGAGCUGCUUUUUGAGAAUAUGCCUGAUGAUCUUCAAAGAGAUAUAAAACGCCAUCUCUUCAAGUUUCUCAAAAAGGUGAGGAUAUUUUCGUUGAUGGAUGAAUCAAUCUUAGAUGCUAUACGUGAGAGGCUGAAACAAAGGACUUACAUAAGGAAUAGCACGGUGCUGCACCGCAAAGGUCUAGUUGAGAAAAUGGUAUUCAUAGUGAGAGGUGAGAUGGAGAGCAUUGGAGAAGAUGGUUCUGUUUUGCCAUUAUCUGAAGGAGACGUUUGUGGUGAAGAACUUCUCACUUGGUGUCUCGAACGCUCUUCUGUUAGCCCUGAUGGGACGAGAAUAAAGAUGCCGACAAAGGGAUUGGUUAGCAACAGAAAUGUUAGGUGCGUGACAAACGUGGAGGCGUUUUCGCUGAGCGUAGCAGAUCUUGAAGAUGUAACGAGCUUGUUCACAAGAUUCCUAAGAAGCCACCGAGUGCAAGGAGCCAUAAGGUAUGAGUCUCCUUAUUGGAGGCUACGAGCAGCUAUGCAGAUUCAAGUGGCUUGGAGAUACCGAAAGAAACGACUUGAGAGAUUAUUGUUACAGGAUAACAGAGAUGAGUGAUGUGCCUAGAGGUUAUCAGUUAAGUUGGUCAGGUGUUGUCGGAUGCAAGUGAGGAAACAACUUGAUACAUGUGGAAGCAUCUAACUUGUGUAAAUUGUCGGUAAUUUAUAGUCGUUUUAAAAAUAAAAAAUAUAACAUGAAAUUUAAAAAUUUAUUAUAUGAUUAAUGUGAUUUAAAACAUUUUAAUAGUAGAAAAUUAA
Eruca vesicaria subsp. sativa (arugula) is the source of this 2669-nucleotide messenger RNA. The record is from the annotation of a GenBank genome assembly. Lineage: Eukaryota; Viridiplantae; Streptophyta; Magnoliopsida; Brassicales; Brassicaceae.